This is a messenger RNA of Triticum aestivum (bread wheat), 2228 nucleotides long. RefSeq names its product pentatricopeptide repeat-containing protein At4g01400, mitochondrial. Gene Ontology annotation, molecular function: protein binding. The record is from RefSeq and is a predicted model, not a curated record. NCBI's taxonomy places the organism in Eukaryota, Viridiplantae, Streptophyta, Magnoliopsida, Poales, Poaceae.
UGUCCACCUUCAAUACCCUCUUCGUCGCCGGCCCCAGCCCCCUGUCGCUCCACCCGCAGCUUCUCCUCCGCCUCCUCUCCGCCCUCUCCUCCACCGCCGCCUACUUCCCUUCCGCGCUCCACCUCCUUCGGCUUGUGUCCUCCCGCCUCCCCCUCCCAGCGCCGCUCGUCCUCGCCUCCCACAACCUGCUCAUUGAGGCCGCCGCCCGCUCCGGCCACCUCGCCGUGUCGCUCUCGCUCUUCCACCGCCUGCGAUCCCUCCACGUGUCGCCAGACGCCCACACCUACCGCAUGCUUACCCAGUCGCUCUGCCGCCGUGGUCAGGUCCGCACUGCCACUACCCUGCUCGACGAAAUGCUGCACAGGGGCAUCCCUGCCGAUCCUCUGGCGUACACCACCGUGCUCAACGCCCUCUGCCGCAAGAAGCAGCUCCGUGAGGCCUACCGAUUGCUGUGCCUCAUGCGAGGCCGCGGGGUCUCGCCUGACAUUGUGCACUACAACACCGUCAUCGUCGGAAUGUGCCGUGAGGGGCGGCCACUGGAUGCCUGCAAGGUGAUUGGUGAUAUGACGGAUAGUGGCUGCAUACCGAAUGCAGCGUCGUAUGCAGCGGUGGUGAAUGGGUUGUGCGUGAGUGGGUUGUUUGCCAAGGCAGAGACAUACUUGGAAGAUAUGGUGGGUAAAGGGAUUGUACCACAUUUUUCGGUGUUCCAUUCGGUGAUCAAGGGGUGUUGCACAGUGGGAAAGGUAGAGGAGGCUGCUAGGAUGAUGAGUCGGAUGCUUGAUCUUGGGAUGCCUCCACAUGUUGAGACAUGGAGUUCAGUGAUCAGCAGUAUUUGUAAUGACGAGGACUAUGUUGAGGUGAUUUUGUUGCAAAUGCUGAAAGGAAGGGGGCGCUGCUCGAAGACGAUCUCGAGGAGUACCUUGUGAUGAUGUUGCGUGGUGUGGUGGCAGAGAUUUAAGAAGCAAUCAGUUUGUAGUUCCUCAUUUUUGGUGAUGAUAUAAACAAUCAGCCUUGCUGAAAACAAAUGACGCAGUGCAAAAUGUGGACCACGAAGGCAUAUUUUCUGCCAAAACGCAACUGCAGGAGAAAGCAACCUGUUUGGCAAAGGUGAGAUCCUGGUCGUAGAUCAUCUAAGGGCAGCUGCCGCGGUGGUGAUCACAAUGCUUCACUUUAAUCCAGUACAGACAGAAAAGAUAGUCCCAUACUACUUGGUUGCAAGGUGUGCAAAAUGCAAAGUAGGCGUGGAGCUCAUAGUUGAGGAAACAGAGGCUGUCAACCGGUUGGAGUCAAGAUCAAGAUGCACAGGAUGAAGAUGCCAAGAGUCCAUCCUAGUAGUACCUGGUGUCGAGUCCUGCUGGAUACAACGUUCUGCUCAAAGGAAGAUGUGGUCCAGUUGGACAGUACGCAAUGGUCGCCACUAGGGUCCAGGGCGAAGUCCCAAUGAAAUUAACCUCUGCAUGCAGGUGGGCUUGAGAUGUUGCUGCAGAUCUACUGCAUUCAAAUAGAAACAACAUGGAUCAAGUGAGGCAAAAGAUGAACUGUAAAUGGCACCCUCCUGUUCCUGGAGCCGUUAAACUGAAUGUUGAUGCUGCGUUCAAGGCAACUGAUGACCAGGGAGCUAUUGGAGUUGUUAUUAGCGAUGAAAAUGGGAGAGCGGCGAUUUGGUGCUGGGGCUCAGAUGAGCCCGGGCGUGAACAGUACCGCGAUUUGAAAGGGAAAAGAAGUUCAUAAAAUUCUAAUUUUUUUUGGGUGCAAGAUGCUCCUGUGCAUGAACUCCGUGCAAAAUUUUGUGAAGUUUGGACAUUCGAGGAGCUCGUGGCAAAAGAGACAAAUUUCGGAUGUUUGAGAAACUUUUGAAAUCGCACUGUUCACGCCUGAUUUUUUUUUUGCCACGAGCUCCUCGAGUGUCCAAACUUCACAAAAUUUUGCACGGAGUUCACGCACAGGAGCAUCUUGCACCACAAAAGAAAUUGAAAUUUUCUGAAUUUUUUUUCUUUUUAAAUUGCGGUACUGUUCACCGGCUCAUCUGAGCCUGGCUCUGGGUUGAAUUAUCCUGAAAAUGGCAGCCUCAUUGCAGCUUGAUGUUUCUGGGAUGAUUCCACUCCUUGUUGUGUUGAUUGCUGAAGCCUGUGCUUGUGGAGAUGGAGGAGCGCUGAUGCCUGAAAUCUGAAUAUGUUCACAAUUGCUUUCACUUUUGUGUUCAGCAGCGGAAAACACAAAUGCUUUCA